This is a messenger RNA of Cladocopium goreaui, 1173 nucleotides long. The record is from the annotation of a GenBank genome assembly. NCBI's taxonomy places the organism in Eukaryota, Dinophyceae, Suessiales, Symbiodiniaceae.
AUGUCUGUCCAUGUCGUCUUGCCAGUCGCGCUUUUCUAUGGUGACUUGGUCAGUGAUGCCUUGGUCAUGAGCAAAUUCUGGCAAGCUCAGCACUAUCAAUAUUUCACGCUUAAUGCCUUGGCUAUUCUGGCUGGACUGGUGACCACAAGUGUGAUAGGAUCUGCAGGUAUGGGCAGUGCAAGCGAGGCAUUGCAGCCUAUAAGGGGCUGCAUGGCCGUGCUAACAUUUCUGCAUGUCAUACCAUUGUAUUGCUUCUUCUUCGCAUUUUGGCAAUUCGCAGAUGCAAAAUUUGCCACAUACAAGUCUGAUGCCUUUGACCGCCGGCUGAGAGAUAAAGGUCUCACCGCAUUGAUGGCUUCCUCAAUCAUUGGUGAGACAUUUGGGGAAGCAAUGCUGAGUUCGUUUGUGCAGCUGUACGCGGCACUUCGUCACGGACCACUGCAGUGGCCAUCCCUCUUGGCAUGUUCUGUUCUGCUGAGUCUGAUCUCACUUGGUGAGUCCUUCUCCAAGAUCGAUAAGUUCGGUCAUGUAAGUCGUUAUCGACAGGGGCAGGCCGUUGUGGUCGGCCUAGCCAAGCCGCAGUCCGUGGCGUAUGCCGCCCUGUUGCUCUACAGAUGGCUGGCGGUCUGCAGCCGAUUGCUUCUUUUCCCGCUGUUUCAGCUGGCAUUGCGUGAGGACUGGCUAUUUCUGCUCCUUGUUUUUGUUGAUCAACGAGCAGGGAAUUUCUUUGACUUAGUGACGCUUCUUGGGAGGAACUUCAGCUUUGGCAUGUUGCUUACGGGGGCUCCCUUCUAUGGAUCGCUGAUUGCAUUCUCCAAGCAGGUGAAUGUGGAGUUGCAUGCACUUCUCCAUUGUGCCGAGUCGGUGGCUGCAAUCUGGAUGGCCAGUGCAUUUGGGAGUGGAGUCCCGGCAUUGUGGGAAGAACACGGCUUUGCCCUCCGACUGUUCCUUGCCUCUAGUGUGAUUCAAUGGCCUUUACUCCUGAUGCUGCGCUGCUUCUGUUCCCACCAACUUCCAAGCCAUGAUUUCCUGGCUGUGAGGGAUGAUUGCCUUUCUGAAGAAGCACAAAGCAUGUGCGACUCUUGUGACGCAAAGAUCCCGUUAUAUGUGGCGGCAAUUGUUCCCUUCACGAUGAAAGUGGCUGUGAUGUGGCAAAGUUGUUUGAUCUCAUGA